GUGGAGAUUCCCAGCAGGAACGAGAUGAGUUGGGAACGGCCCGGCUAUCAGGGGCACUGAAGAGCACAAGAACUGCUGUGUUCUGUAGCAGCACCUCCCUGAAAAGCUCCAGCAGCUGCUCCACCCCUUCCCCAGACCGGUCUCCAGCAGCCUUCCCUCCCUCUCCCCUAAGCUUCCAGGGCUCUAGGAUUCUGUGCUCUCCAGACAGACAUUGUGUCUAGGACACCAUGGGGUUGCACUGCCCUUCACAGUGUCUCAGGCCCUGUUCUGCACAAGAUGUCUAUGGCGCUUGCCUGGUGGCCUCACUGCUCCCGCCAGCCAAGUCAGUUAACACGGGGGAACGGCAGCAGCGUGCGGAUUAGGACUCUGAUGCGUUAUGCUCUGAUCCUGCCUGGCUUUAACCGGGCUUCCCCCCUCCCUGUGUGUCAUUGCCAGGAGAGGGGCAGUGUGCGCGCCGCUGCCAUUUUACUGCUUGGCAACGUGGUGAGCAGCGUGAAGGACCCGGACAAACCCAUCGUGCAGCAGGAAAUGAUCCACUGCUUGCUCCCGCUGCUGCUGCACCUUGAAGACCAGAAUGAGAGUGUGACACUGAGAUGCAAACUGACGCUCUUCCGCUGCGCAGUGUUUCUCAGGUGGGCUCAUUUGAAGACGCUGUUCUGCAGCAUGGCCUGGGAUAGCUCCACACAGCUCCUGAAGUGUGCCUGGAAGUGCUUGAUGCAGAACAACAAGAGCCACAUCCCCAAAUUCCUGUUCCAGGCCUUAGAGUACCUGGAAAGCUCACAGACAACAAUCAGACAUUCUGCAGCCCUCUUCAUUGGAAAUACUAUCCACCAUUACUGCGACUUGUUGUCUGAAACAGUGAAUGAAGAUGGCAUCUCCCGCCUGUAUGAAGCUUUUCAAGAAGUGCCUUUGACAUCUGACAGGACCACAAGGCGCAUCCUCAAUAGACAUUACAAAUGGCUGCAGAAGCUUGGAAAUCUUGUGUCGGGUUCCGCAUUCGACUAG
This is a messenger RNA of Gopherus flavomarginatus (Mexican gopher tortoise), 1005 nucleotides long. RefSeq names its product maestro heat-like repeat family member 5. Gene Ontology annotation, cellular component: cytoplasm. Lineage: Eukaryota; Metazoa; Chordata; Testudines; Testudinidae. The transcript has 5 exons. Bases 277 to 1005 code for a protein of 242 amino acids. The record is from RefSeq and is a predicted model, not a curated record.